This is a messenger RNA of Theobroma umbraticum, 1117 nucleotides long. RefSeq lists its product as uncharacterized. NCBI's taxonomy places the organism in Eukaryota, Viridiplantae, Streptophyta, Magnoliopsida, Malvales, Malvaceae. The record is from RefSeq and is a predicted model, not a curated record.
UGCUUCAAAGUUGCCCUCAUCGUUCAGAAAUUCAGACUAUUGUACUUGCCGAAAUUGAAAGAAAAAUCAAUUCCAAGUGUAAAAGUAGAAGAACAAAGUAUCUCAAGUUUGAGAGUGAAAAAGAAUCAUAUGACCACAUGAAAAACCAUGAGUCCAGUGAUGAGUCAGUUGAUGAAAGGUUUCCCAAACAUGAACAUCAGAGUUUAGGAGGAAAGGUAGAUGGUAAUGCUAUACAAAGAGGUUUGAUAGAUCUGACUGAUUUCCUACUCUUUGUGAGACAAAGUGUUGGUGAAGAUGAGUUAAAUGACAUUACGAGAGUUAAUGAUGGUGAUGUGGACGCUGCUACUAGAGUUGGUGGUGAUGAUGUCAAUGUUGCUACUAGAGUUGGUGAUGACGAUAUGGGUGCUACUAGUGGAGUUGGUGGUGAUGAUGUUAAUGCCAUUAACCAAAAUGAUCAGAGUGCUCUUGGGUUUCGCUUUGGAACAUUUCAAUAUAACAAUGCAAAUAUCAUUGCCAGGGGAACCUUUGAAGUUACUUGCAGUAUUCAGAACAACUUUGGUAUCGAUGCUACUCUUGGUGCUACUUGUAACAUUUCUUCUUUCAAGGGUGCUUCGAAUGUUAAUCACGAUGCUUCUUAUCUUGAAAGUGUUUUGAAUACUAAUUGCAAUGGCUCUUUUUCUGAGGGUAUUCUGGAUUCUACUCGUAAUUCUUCCUUUUCUCUAAGAGGCACUGGUCACUUAGUAUUCGGAAGCGUGGAUGCUUAUGGUCAUCUUAUUGUCUCUAAGCUGGAUGCUAGCAGUAAAGAUGCAAGUGCUAAACUAACAUUUAAGGAAACACUUUUAGUUGCCUAACGACUAGUUCUGGUUGAUCAUCAAAAUGGGGUCGGUCAGAGUAGAAUGAUUAUUUGCUUUCUGCUGUGGUGUCAUGCAGUCAAUGAUAUGCAGCCUUGGGUUUCUCAAGUCUUGCUAAUUUUACUUAUAAUUCCAUUAUCUGAAAGCAUCCUCAUAUAUUACUUAUCUAUAGCCCCUUUUUGUUUAUUGAUUCGUUGGAUCCAUAUGACGUGUGGUUUUGGAUGGAGAAAGACUUUUGUUUAUUAUUGAUAAAAUUGGCAAUUAGA